GUGGUUAAACCAUCAGACCGGAAACGGCGCCGUCUUCCAGAUUUCCCAAUGUACCAGGGUCAGCCGGUAUGGCGUGGAGCUUUGACGUAGGACCGCAGGUUCCAAAUGUCCCUGAAGCUGAAAGUGUCCUGGCAUUCGUAGAUCGUAUACGACCAAGCACAUGGUUAUCACCGGUCCUCCGGCCGGCAGCAGAUGCCGAUAGUUCAUCUGGGGCACAGGAAUGGUGGCGUUUUCGGGCACGAAAGACAUGGCAGCAACCUCCCUGUAGAUACGUCAUGUUUCACUACCAGCGCAGGGUGAAUCCGGUCGAUCGCGCCCAUGACGUCGAACAUAGAUUUCAAACUCUCUGCAAAAUCUCUGUUGCAAGUGCCGGCUUCCGGGCUUUGAGCCAAGGCGUGAUGAUCUCCGACACCGGAAAUCAUGGACUGCCAAAGACGUCCACAAUCCAAGAUGCAGGGCUGUCCAUCAUUGUUUCGGGGUGUCUUUCCCUCUUGCGAGAGAGGCACAGCGUUUAGACUAGAUAGAACAAAGUCUCGAUAUUAGUCGCAGAGAGAUCACAAUUAAAGAAAAAGCCGACAUCUGUUGCAGCGGCCAGUAAAAGUGACGAAGAUUCGGCUUUGCGAUGUUCAUUCUCCGAUGGACCGAAAUACGUCGUGCCGACUGUCAGCUUUGCUCCCGGUAGAACGAGCAGCCCAUGCUCCGCUUCAUCCAACCGAGUGGGGGCCACAAUCGUGUCGAAGACAAGAACAUUCAGAUCGACCGAGCGUAUGGGUUCAUCGACAAACAGGAGCUCAUACUCUUUCCUCCUUUUGACGGUGCCGUCAAGCAAGUCCAGGGAAUUAUGGAAUUUUAUGACGUGUGCCGCGGACUCUGCCGCCACAUGCGUGGGAUAAUCCAUGAUGAAAAUGAGUAUUUUAAUGAACAUGGCGGCGAAGGACGAGUACACAAGUGACCACAAUGUUGAUUUGAACAGUUUCGAUGAUCGGCGGGUGGUAAGGAAUAGUGGGCACAGCCACUGAUUGCUUUCGCUGCAGGUGCGGUGCUUCGUCGCAACCAACUCUGAUUAGGCUCUACGGUAGUCGUUACCCGCCAUGAUGAUUUUCGCAUAAAAGAUUGAUCACUGAUCACCUGCCUGUGUCACUAUUCCUGUGACUGGACCAGAAAACA
Mycena citricolor is the source of this 1167-nucleotide messenger RNA. Lineage: Eukaryota; Fungi; Basidiomycota; Agaricomycetes; Agaricales; Mycenaceae. The record is from the annotation of a GenBank genome assembly.